Molecule: messenger RNA, 2545 nt
Organism: Otolemur garnettii (small-eared galago)
Lineage: Eukaryota; Metazoa; Chordata; Mammalia; Primates; Galagidae
Product: dehydrodolichyl diphosphate synthase complex subunit NUS1
Exons: 1
Coding region: 199-1080 (293 amino acids)
Cellular component (GO): endoplasmic reticulum membrane; dehydrodolichyl diphosphate synthase complex
Molecular function (GO): ditrans,polycis-polyprenyl diphosphate synthase [(2E,6E)-farnesyl diphosphate specific] activity
Source: RefSeq, a predicted model, not a curated record
AUCGGGGGCGGGGCUGCCAGGGGAGGAGGAAGAUGGCGGCUGGGGCGAGGUGAGGUGUUGGCAGUGGAAAGGGGUUCGGGCGCGGGGGGCGGGGGGACGCGGAGCUAUGGCCCGAGCCGGCUGCAGGGGCGGAUAGGAAGACUUCGCGCCGCGGGUGUGGGCAGGAGGGAGGUAAGGGCGCCCGAGCGCCACAAGAGUAUGACGGGGCUGUACGAGCUGGUGUGGCGGGUGCUGCACGCGCUGCUCUGCCUGCACCGCACGCUCACCUCCUGGCUCCGCGUUCGGUUCGGUACCUGGAACUGGAUCUGGCGGCGCUGCUGCCGCGCUGCCUCUGCUGCGGUCCUAGCGCCGCUCGGCUUCACGCUCCGCAAGCCUCCGGCCGUCGGCAAAAACCGCCGUCACCACCGGCACCCGCGCGGGGGUCUGGGCCCGGUCGCCGCCCACCCCCGGCUGCGCUGGCGCGCGGACGGCCGUUCCUUGGAGAAGCUGCCUGUGCACAUGGGCCUGGUGAUCACCGAAGAGGAGCAGGAACCCAGCUUCUCAGACAUCGCGAGCCUAGUGGUGUGGUGUAUGGCCGUGGGCAUCUCCUACAUUAGUGUCUACGACCACCAAGGUAUUUUCAAAAGAAAUAAUUCCAGAUUAAUGGAUGAAAUUUUAAAACAACAGCAGGAACUUCUGGGCCUAGAUUGUUCAAAAUACUCACCAGAGUUUGCGAAUAGUAAUGACAAAGAUGAUCAAGUUUUAAAUUGCCAUUCAGCAGUCAAGGUGCUGUCCCCAGAAGAUGGAAAAGCAGAUAUUGUGAGAGCUGCUCAGGACUUUUGCCAAUUAGUAGCCCAGCAGCAAAAGAGACCCACAGAUUUGGAUGUAGCUAUGUUAGACAGUUUACUUAGUUCACGUGGUUUCCCUGAUCCCGAUUUAGUAUUGAAGUUUGGUCCUGUGGACAGCACAUUAGGCUAUCUUCCCUGGCACAUCAGAUUGACUGAGAUUAUCUCUUUGCCUUCCCACCUGAACAUCAGUUAUGAGGACUUUCUCUCUGCCCUUCGUCAGUAUGCAGCCUGUGAACAGCGUGUGGGAAAGUAGUGGAUCCUUGGUUGUAAAAUCUGAUUUUAGGCUUUGGAGAAAAGGACCCAAGUGACUCUGAUGUUUACAAAGCACCUAUGAAACCCGUAUAUACCUAGUUCAUAAUCAUAAUUUAUCAACAAACACAAAAAAGUGUCUUACUUGAGAGUGAGUGUGUGUGUGCUUGUGUGUGUGCAUGUGUGUAUGUAUGGAAAUGAACUUAUAAAUGGGGGAGUAUUGGAGAAGGAAAUAUAAAGAUCUACAGCCUUGAGCAAAUAGGAUUGUUUUAGGAGCUGACAUUUCAUAUUUAAAAUCUUCAGCCCCAACUACUUCCCUGUUUUUGUGGGGAGAAGAAGGGCUGAUUAGAGCUGUUCUGGUUGUUGUUGGGGGACAGGAAUAAAUUUUGUUCAGUCCUUCUUAGAGACCAAACUUUAAUUUUUAAGACUAAUACAUUGACUUAUUAGACAGAAGCAUUCUGAGUUUGAGGGGGCUCCCGAGGAAUGGAGUUCUGUGUUGCUCAUAUGUUAAAAGUUUGCUCUCACCUUCAGAGCAGAGAGAAUACUUGUGUUCAGACAUCCGUCCAUUUUCAUAUUUUACUUCAUUAUAGUCGAACAAUGUGACUUGAGAAUGUCGUUCUGGUGUCAGUGUUCUGGGUUGUAAGGAUCAUUUGAAAAAGAACUCGUACUAUAUUGAAAUGCAGAAUUUUAGAAAUUUAAAUAUAGAAUUAGUCAAAAAACAUAAAAAAACCCACAAAAAUGAAUAAGAUGUAAUUUUUAAAGUAAAGGUGGAAAAUGUCCUAUAAAAGGAAAGGAUGUUUUCAUUUCCUUUUUUGUUGGGUGGGCAGCAUGGUAUAUAAUACCCAAAGUUGCUUUAACAAAUAUUUUCAUUAGCUAUUUUUAUUUAAAAUAAGCAUUUGAGGGAAGUUACCAUGGCAGCUCUUUUCCUCAAAGUCACCUGUUCCUCUGUGGAAUAGCACAUGUAGGGCCAUGUUCAUACCUGGGAUUUUUACUCAGUAAAUCCUCAUGGUUACUUUGCAUAAAAGAUCAUUAAGUAGGACUGAGGCCUGUGUAGGGAAUAAAAUAUUACCAAAGUCUAUAAAAAUAAUUUUACAUGUUCUCUUUUAUGACAGAGAACAGCACUGGUUCUGUUAUUUUUUUAAAUGAAUAAAUGAUUUCUUGGUAUGUGUUUAAUAUUUCUUCUCUCACUGCUGAUUUUUGGGUAGAAACCAUUCUUUAUAUUUUGUAGAUUGUUUUUGGAAAACUCUUGUCAGCAAGCGUAUGAUAGAUCUAAAAUUACACGUUUAGAAUGGAGUAGUUCAAAUACCAGAUUUUUCAAGAAGUCCGAAAGCAAAGAAGGCUGGAUUUGGAAAGCAUGUUCUAGAAUUGCUUGUGAAAUUCUGAAGCUAUGAAGAGUAAAUGUUUCAACUUUGGAUUAUAAAACCCCAUUUAUGAUUUUAAAAAUACAUUUGAAAUAAAAAUGAUUGAAU